Molecule: messenger RNA, 282 nt
Organism: Nematocida ausubeli
Lineage: Eukaryota; Fungi; Microsporidia
Exons: 1
Coding region: 1-282 (93 amino acids)
Biological process (GO): chromatin remodeling
Cellular component (GO): Ino80 complex
Source: RefSeq, a predicted model, not a curated record
AUGAAUGCAAAGAAGAACAAAACACUCAAGCAGCUGCAGGCAAGAAUAGCAAGCGAGUCUCCGCUCUACACGGCUCUAUUCAACAGAGUUUCAGUAAAGCCGCAGCUGCAGCUGUGCGACAUCACAGGGCUACCUGCAAAGUAUGUCUGCCCUAAAACAGGCCUGCAGUAUAACUCUUGCAAAGUAUACAAGAAGAUCCGGGAAAUGCCAACUGAAGCAGCACAGACCCUUGGAAGCAUCCGACAGCUAGGAAAAGAGCUUUCCACACUAACAAAGAAAUAA